GGAGGAGGCCCGAGGUCUGAGCCACCCGUGAGGUCUCGGCGCGGAGGCCUGGACAGCUGGGGGUGGCGGCGUUGGUCUCCCGAACUGGAGAGAGGCCGGGCCUUCCCGGGCUGUGGUGGGCGCCCGCGCCCCGUGGAAGGCGGAGGCGUGAGUCGGGGCGUCAGAGACGUUGCCAUUCUUUGUCAGCGGAAAAGAUCGUCGUGUGCGCACAGUCACCUGAGGUUUAGGAACUCGUGGAAUUGGAAACCGAGUCGCAGGAGACUAAGAGUUGCGAGUCUCCCCUUAGAGAAUUCAGAAACAAGCGUAGACAGCAUCGUCAGAAACACGAGCGUGACGACGCCGGCCUCCCCGUGCCGAGUCCACGCGUGUGACGCGGGUGCAUACACCUGCGUCCGUGCAAGAGGGUGACAGCAACACACUCAAGGCGCUUCUCCUGGGAAUGGAGCAGGAGAAGAGAUGGGGAGCACCGCAUAGAUGGAAAUAGACCUUUUUCUUGGGUUGGGUGAUGUGUUCCCGCGUCUACUACAUGUGUUCUAGAACAGAUCAGACAUUUUGUAAUGAUGCCUGAAAUAAACACUAACCACCUCGACAAGCAACAGGUUCAACUCCUGGCAGAGAUGUGUAUCCUUAUUGAUGAAAAUGACAAUAAAAUUGGAGCUGAGACCAAGAAGAAUUGUCACCUGAACGAGAACAUUGAGAAAGGAUUAUUGCAUCGAGCUUUUAGUGUCUUCUUAUUCAACACCGAAAAUAAGCUUCUGCUACAGCAAAGAUCAGAUGCUAAGAUUACCUUUCCAGGUUGUUUUACUAACACGUGUUGUAGUCAUCCAUUAAGUAAUCCAGCCGAGCUUGAGGAAAGUGACGCCCUUGGAGUGAGGCGAGCAGCACAGAGACGGCUGAAAGCUGAGCUAGGAAUUCCCUUGGAAGAGGUUCCUCCAGAAGAAAUUAAUUAUUUAACACGAAUUCACUACAAAGCUCAGUCUGAUGGUAUCUGGGGUGAACAUGAAAUUGAUUACAUUUUGUUGGUGAGGAAGAAUGUAACUUUGAAUCCAGAUCCCAAUGAGAUUAAAAGCUAUUGUUAUGUGUCAAAGGAAGAACUAAAAGAACUUCUGAAAAAAGCAGCCAGUGGUGAAAUUAAGAUAACGCCAUGGUUUAAAAUUAUUGCAGCGACUUUUCUCUUUAAAUGGUGGGAUAACUUAAAUCAUUUGAAUCAGUUUGUUGACCAUGAGAAAAUAUACAGAAUGUGAAUAUGUAGGUAAAUUACAGAAAAAUUUCUCUGCUUAACAAACUUAGAAUGACUUUUUCCUUUUAAAUUUAGUUCUAUCAUUAAUUUAUCAUUAAAUUUAGUUCUGUCAUUUAGUACUAUCAUUAAUGUAUUAUAUACACUGAUACUUUAAAACUUGUGUGGAAAAAACUAACUUAUAAUUUUGUAUCACACACCCUGGAUAUGUGUUGUUUCUAAGCGACAUUUGUGAGAGAUUAUUGUAAAAUGAGAGAGAGCAAAUAAAACUUAAUUUAAUCUUUGCAGAUACAUGCUUAUGGGAAAUUUGAACAAAUGAGUGAAACUGUGUUUUUAGUAAGCUGUGAUAAACAUUUCCGGAGCACUUGCAGAGGACUUGCUAUUUGCCAGGUGCUUUAUGUAUCAUUAAAUCUUUAUCAUAGUUCAGAAAAAUGUGCAAAGGAAACUAUUGUCUCACUCCUUCAAAACAGUCUUAAUUAACUUUCAUAUUAGCAGAUUAAACUAGCAGAGCAGGUUCAAGGGAAAUUAAAUGAUAUGGACCCUAAUUUGUAUCAUUCUGAGUUGAUUGUGUGGUUUAUUCAUUCUGGAAACAUGUUGAUACUUACAGUCAGCCACUGCUUUUGAUAAGUGAUAUUGAUUAGGUUGAAUCUUCUUUUAAAUAGUAUUUACCAGUUAGCAAAGUCUGUGUUUUCAGAAUUACAGUGAGCACAGAGGUGUUCAUAAAAUGGGAAUUGAGUCCCACUCGGUAAGAGUUGCUUAAACUUGACACUGUCGACAUUUGGGCUGGAUAAAACCCCUGUGGUGGGGUCCGUGCUGUGCACUGCAUGAUGGUGAGCAGCGUCCCGGGACUGCACGCUGGAUGCUGUUUGCAUCCCUCUCCUGUGACACCCACAGUUAUGCCGGAUGUUGCCAGAUGCCCCUAGGGGACAGAGUCAACCCCCAACUGAGGACCACUGUCCUACAGAGUCAGGAAAUAUUGUAGGGAGAAAAAAAUAACAACAACAAAGGCCUGUGUUAAUGUUAAAUAGACGAGAUUAUGGAAUGUGUAUAUUAAUGUUAAAAAUUGUACCUUGAUCAAUGUACUUUUUAUAAACUUGCCAUAGAUAUCUCAGAUUUGAAACCUCAAGACAGAUGUAUUAUUCUUAAAUGCUGUAUGAUAAUGAAGAAAAAUAAAAAUUUAUUUCUUGCAAAGUUAAA
Molecule: messenger RNA, 2434 nt
Organism: Gorilla gorilla gorilla (western lowland gorilla)
Lineage: Eukaryota; Metazoa; Chordata; Mammalia; Primates; Hominidae
Gene: IDI1
Product: isopentenyl-diphosphate delta isomerase 1
Exons: 5
Coding region: 558-1244 (228 amino acids)
Biological process (GO): isoprenoid biosynthetic process; isopentenyl diphosphate biosynthetic process
Cellular component (GO): cytoplasm
Molecular function (GO): isopentenyl-diphosphate delta-isomerase activity
Source: RefSeq, a predicted model, not a curated record